CUAGACCGGUAUGGCCAGUCUCGAUGCGAAUUUCGUUCAGGAAAGAGCUCAGUGAGGUGUCAAGGAUAAAACGUGUUCCAAAACGUAAUUUUUGCUUAUGCUGUGCACAAGUGAAGGCAACAUGGUGAAGAUGGAAUCUACGCCCCAGCCGAUCGCCGCCAGGACUCCUUUGAAAUCGUCUUUCACGAUCAGUUCCAUCCUUCCGGAAACGGCUUCCAGGCCGGCCAGCCCGAUCGUCGAGGCUUGCGUACCCCAGAGCUGUUACUCGGAGACGACCGACACGGAUUCCGACUUGGACGUUACCGGCGGCUCCACUCCACCGCCCCUCGACUGUUCCACCAAAUUAAAACGGGAAGACGACAAACCCGAGGAGAAGAAGAAAAACGAAAAACCGCCCUUCAGCUACAACGCUCUCAUCAUGAUGGCAAUCAGGGAGUCGCCGGAAAAAAGGCUCACACUUAACGGUAUUUACGAAUACAUUAUGAAAAACUUCCCUUACUAUCGAGACAACAAGCAGGGUUGGCAAAACUCGAUUAGGCAUAAUUUGUCUUUGAACAAAUGCUUCGUGAAAGUGCCGAGGCACUACGACGACCCCGGUAAGGGAAAUUACUGGAUGUUGGACCAGAGUGCGGAGGACGUUUUUAUCGGCGGAACGACUGGAAAAUUGAGGAGGAGGUCCACCGCCGCUUCCAGGAGCCGUCUUGCGGCGUUUAAAAGGAGUGUGGUUUUAGGAGGACUUUAUCCGUCUUUCGCCGGUGCCCCUUGGGCCGUGAACCCUUUGAGCCAGCUCUACUGCGCUCCUCUGUACCAUAGGUAUUCGACGUAUCCGCCUGCUUCUCCGUACGUGCCGAUUCCGUCCGUCCCUCUGCCUAAACCACAGGCACACGGUUUCUCGGUGGAGCGGCUCCUGGCACCGUCGACCUACCAACACGCACCCGCGCCUCCACCGGCCUACGACAUGUACGCUCCGAGGAACCACCAAGUUUCACCGUCCAGCCCCGAGCCAAGGAUGGUCUUCAAGCCGGUCACCCUCAUCUCCAGGUCGGGCAGCUAAUGAGCCCGUUUUUUAGUACUUGUUUACUAACGACAAACUGCAAAUUUGAAAUCCUCGCUGCUCGCUGGCCCGAGCCAAUGCUGGACGAUCGGCUGUUUCAUCUCGGAUACUCCGCAACCUUCGAAUCUCCGUGUCACUCGAGAUCUGCCAGCUAGUGAGUCUAUGCACAAAGUAAACAAAAACUAACAAACUUUUUUAUAACAAUUAUACACAUUCAGGGUAACCCGAAUUUCUUUUCUUAUCAUAAGAAAACACAAGAAUUUGAUCUCAUUCGGCGGGUGUCUUAUACUUCCUGUAUAUUGUUUUAUAUUUUCUGUUUAUUAGAUUUGUUUUUACAAAGUUACCAAAAAAAGAAUUGUGUACAUAGCGUUGUUUAUCAUGUAUAUAGUCUAUAAUUUAUGUUGUAUAUAGUUACUAAAUUAUUUAUGUCCCUAAAUGAUAAUGCCCAUGGCGAAAAGUGUAAAUAAGAUUGGACUAUUUGUAUUGUAACUGUAUAGUAUUUAAAAAGAAAGAACAAUAUUUAUAUUUUGUACAUAAUUAUGUAUAGAACAACGCAGGCUCCAUAUACAAGAAAAUAUACAGAGCAAAUUUUAAAAAAUUA
This is a messenger RNA of Cimex lectularius (bed bug), 1655 nucleotides long. RefSeq names its product fork head domain transcription factor slp2-like. Gene Ontology annotation, molecular function: sequence-specific double-stranded DNA binding; DNA-binding transcription factor activity. Gene Ontology annotation, biological process: regulation of transcription by RNA polymerase II. Gene Ontology annotation, cellular component: nucleus. The coding region runs from base 98 to 1054 and encodes 318 amino acids. The record is from RefSeq and is a predicted model, not a curated record. Lineage: Eukaryota; Metazoa; Arthropoda; Insecta; Hemiptera; Cimicidae. The transcript has a single exon.